ACCAGCGCCGCCUAGUGGUAAGAUCGGAGAGCUGUGGCUGAACGUCAGCCUUGGAACAGCCACCCACCCCUUGCAACGCUCAAGGCCCUAAACCUGGUCACUAACCCAGGACAGUCUCCAUCACCACCUAGAAGCCCUCGGAUUCUCAGAUUUUCUGUGUAAAAGUUUCUUCCAAGAACAGGCUCACUGAGAUAGAGGCUGAGUGAGCAGACAGCCGCAGACCGGAGGGAGUCUAUGAAUAUCCUAACUCCAAGAACGAGAGUUGCGUGUGAACACAGAGGAACAAGCAGGAACUGGUGCUCAUACGUGGUGACCCGCACCAUCUCGUGCCAUGUGCAGAACGGCACCUACCUUCAGCGUGUCCUGCAGAAUUGCCCCUGGCCUAUGAGCUGCCCUGGGAACAGCUACAGAACUGUGGUGAGACCCACAUACAAGGUGAUGUACAAGACGGUGACAGCCCGCGAGUGGAGGUGCUGCCCUGGGCACACGGGGGCGAGCUGCGAGGAAGUUGCAGGCUCCUCUGGCUUCGUGGAGCCCAGCUGGUCAGGCAUUGCCAUGCGGCGGAUGGCACUUCGGCCCACGGCCUUCUCAGGUUGUCUCAACUGCAGCAAAGUGGCAGAGCUGACAGAGCGGCUGAAGGUGCUGGAGGCCAAGGUGGCGGUGCUGACUGUCACCGAGCGGGCAGUGCCCCCAACCCUGGCUGCCCCUGAGGACUCUGCCCUACUCUGGGGCUCCCCAGCUGCCCAGGGCAGUCCGGGGGAUAAAGGCCUCCGAGAUGGAGUUGGUGCCCGGGGGUUUCCUGGGCCCACUGGCCCUAAGGGAGACCCUGGCAGCCGGGGCCCGAUGGGGAUGAGAGGCCCGCCAGGUCUGCAGGGCCCCCCAGGUAGCCCUGGCCAGGCCGGAGCUGUGGGCACCCCUGGAGAGAGGGGACCUCCAGGCCCCCCAGGGCCUCCUGGCCCCCCUGGCCCCCCAUUCCCUGUUGGACCACCCUCCGCCCGGAUGUCCCAGCGUGGAGACCCAUUUCUGUCCAACACCUUCACUGAGACCAACAGCCACUGGCCCCAGGGACCAGCUGGGCCCCCAGGCCCCCCAGGGCCCAUGGGUCCUCCUGGACCUCCUGGUCCCAUGGGCAUGCCUGGGAGUCCUGGACAUAUGGGACCCCCAGGCCCCACUGGACCCAAAGGAAUCUCCGGCCACCCAGGAGAGAAGGGCGAGAGAGGACUGCGUGGGGAGCCUGGCCCCCAAGGCUCCGUGGGGCAUCAGGGAGAACCUGGCCCCAAAGGAGACCCUGGUGAGAAGAGCCACUGGAACCAGAGGGGUCAGGGGCAGGCCCUGCCGGCAUGGGCACCCCCAGCUUCCUGCGGGGCAAGAGGGGAGGAUACUCCGCCAACUACCGGAUCGUGGCCCCCAGGAGCCGAAAUGAGAGAGACUGAGGGGGGGGGGUGGCCCCAUGGGGAGGGCCAGGCCAGUCUUCCCUUCUCAGCCUGGACUUGGCCAGCUGCCUCCAGGGUCCACUGGUCCCUAUUUAUUAAUAUCCUCAGGGUCCCUUCUGCCACCUAGGCCUUUGGGGUGGGCAGGUCUUGGUCCUGGCAGUCCACACACAUCUGCCUCCUCUGAGGCUGAGCAGGGACUGGGGCCCAGGCGAGAGGUGAGACCCUGCUCAGGGCUCCUGGCCUCAGUUUCCCUCUGUGAAAUGGGUGAUGCAGGCCUGUGGGCAGGGGUGGCAGGUUUGCAGCAUCCAUCUUCUUGUUAACUGCCCGGCCAUCCAGGCCCCAAGCAACUGAGGGAGUGGAGGCUGGGGCUCUCUCUGCCGGUCUCCUUCCCCCCUUCCCCAGCCAAACCUUUACCCUCCUCUCCUUGUUUCUGGUGCUGGAUUCCUGGCCCUGAGGUCAAGUUGCCUGAUCUGACUGGACAUUCAGGGCUCCUUGUCUCAGUUCUGACCCUUGAAUCACUCUGUCCCUCCCAUGUCCCAGGGGGAAGGGGGCAUGGAGAGGGAGGGGCCACCUGCUCCCACCACCCUUUGUGACAGACACCAGGAGGUAGAUGUGUAUCAGCCAAUAAAGGCCCCCAGCCUGAA
This is a messenger RNA of Phacochoerus africanus (Common warthog), 2077 nucleotides long. RefSeq names its product EMI domain containing 1 (gene EMID1). The coding region runs from base 235 to 1560 and encodes 441 amino acids. The transcript is spliced from 15 exons. NCBI's taxonomy places the organism in Eukaryota, Metazoa, Chordata, Mammalia, Artiodactyla, Suidae. The record is from RefSeq and is a predicted model, not a curated record. Gene Ontology annotation, molecular function: protein binding.